Closterium sp. NIES-65 is the source of this 933-nucleotide messenger RNA. NCBI's taxonomy places the organism in Eukaryota, Viridiplantae, Streptophyta, Zygnematophyceae, Desmidiales, Closteriaceae. The record is from the annotation of a GenBank genome assembly.
AUGGACGAGACCGCGGACGAGACCGCGGAGGAGAUCGCGGAUGGGACCGCGAAGGAGCCCACGGAAGAAACCGCGGAGGAGACCGCGAAGCCAACCGCAGAGCAGUUGGCAGGGGAGCUUUUGAACGGGAAGCGCGUUUCAGAGAAGCCGCCGACAGUGGAGCCGUCGAAGGCGGAGCUCGCUUCAGAGGAGCGGACGACAAGGGAGCAGUUCGAUGAAGGCACAUCGAGCGACGUGGUGGAGGUGCAGCCCGGACCUCGGAAGUCGGGCCAAAUUCGGAGGCCACCCGACUUCUUCGUCCCCGCUGCCUUCACCACGGUCUACGAUGUGGACGACGACGACCUGGCGUACGAUGACGCCGAGGACGAUGAGGCGUUUUCGGAGCUCGACCCUGACAUGCCCGCCGAUCCCGAGCACCGUUGGGACAUUUCGAUCAUGACGUUCCGCAUCGACGACACUGUCGAGUGCGAAAAGGCGAGGCUGGUUGUGAAAGGCUUCACGCAGGUGUAUGGCGCUGACUAUGACGAGACGUACGCGCCGGUGAAUAGCUACGUCACGCUGAGGAUUUUCCUCAGCAUCGUCGCCAUCCUCGACCUCAACCUGAUGCAGCUCGACAUGAAGAACGCUUUUUUGCAGAGCAAGCUCGACCGCGUGCUGUACAUGUACCAGCCGGACUACUUCAACGACGGAACCGGCCGGGUGUGCAAGCUGCUGAAGAGCCUCUAUGGGCUGAAGCAGUCGCCGCUGCUGUGGUACACGGUUCUCAACGACGUGUUGGUUGGCACCGGGUGGAAGAAGAGCCAAGUCGACGAGGAUCUGUACUUCAAGGCCGGCGACGACAAAGUGACCUGCUGGGUGCUGGUCUACGUCGACGACCUUCUCACCGCGAGCAGCAGCACCGCGAUGCUGAAGGAGCUGAAGGAGCUGCUAUAG